Messenger RNA from Candidula unifasciata, 274 nucleotides. The record is from the annotation of a GenBank genome assembly. Lineage: Eukaryota; Metazoa; Mollusca; Gastropoda; Stylommatophora; Geomitridae.
AUGACAAUAUCGGAGCAUUCACUGCCUAAAGAUUCAGCCGAUCUUCUGUGGAGAAAUGAAACACUCUCGUACCUUCCUUCCCAUCUACAUUUGUCCAGUGUGCAGGACACGGAGGACACUCUGGUCAGUUACGAAGCUCGAAGACUGUUUCUCUGGAUUGGUAUCGCAGUUGUUUGUCAGGUGAUAGACAUUUUUGGGACGGUGACCAACAUCAUCAACAUCAUCUGUUUUGUCCAGCAAGGCUUCAAAGACCCAGUCAACGUCAGUCUUUUAG